Molecule: messenger RNA, 1426 nt
Organism: Hevea brasiliensis (rubber tree)
Lineage: Eukaryota; Viridiplantae; Streptophyta; Magnoliopsida; Malpighiales; Euphorbiaceae
Product: 2-C-methyl-D-erythritol 4-phosphate cytidylyltransferase, chloroplastic
Exons: 12
Coding region: 154-1104 (316 amino acids)
Biological process (GO): isoprenoid biosynthetic process
Molecular function (GO): 2-C-methyl-D-erythritol 4-phosphate cytidylyltransferase activity
Source: RefSeq, a predicted model, not a curated record
UCUUGUUACCACUUAGCGGCCACAGGUUCAGCUAGAAUUUUGUCUGCACUUAAUUCCCUUUCUCUCUUUGCUUUGUUCUAUAAAGCCAAAGAAAGGGAGAGAGAGAGAGAGAGAGAGAGAGAGAGAGGAAUUUGGAGUCUGGGAGAGAUAGAGAUGGGCCAUCAUCUUCUUCGCAUGAACCUUACAUCUAUCUCUUCUUCUGCUUCUUUCAAAUCUUCUAAUUCACUGUUUCCAUGUAAUCAUCACCAAAUUCCCUCCAAUUCUUUUCACUUGCUCUUUCACUCUAAAUCCUCAGGCCAUAAAAUCUCUUGGAUCCAAAAGCUGCCCAGAAUUGUGACUACCUCUGUCAAGUGCUCUGCUAAGAUUGAAAAUGCAAGUGUUAUUCAAAGCUCUGCAGCUGUGAAAGAAAAGAGUGUUUCGGUCAUUCUGUUGGCUGGAGGAAAGGGCAAAAGAAUGGGUGCUAGCAUGCCAAAGCAAUAUCUACCCCUGUUAGGCCAGCCAAUUGCUUUAUACAGUUUCUACACAUUCUCAAAAAUGAUUGAAGUGAAAGAAAUUGUUGUAGUCUGCGAUCCAUCCUACCAAGACAUUUUUGAAGAUGCCAAAGAAAAUAUCAAUGUGGACCUCAAAUUCGCACUGCCUGGGAAGGAAAGACAGGAUUCUGUCUACAGUGGCCUUCAGGAAGUUGAUUUGAACUCUGAGCUUGUUUGUGUCCAUGACUCAGCUAGACCUCUGGUGUCAUCUGCAGAUGUAAAAAAGGUCAUUGAAGAUGCUUGGAUGAAUGGAGCAGCUGUGCUCGGUGUUCCUGCUAAAGCUACAAUUAAGGAGGCAAACAGUGAAUCUUUUGUAGUGAGAACUCUUGACCGCAAAACACUUUGGGAAAUGCAAACCCCACAGGUGAUUAAGCCUGAUUUGCUUAAAAAAGGCUUUGAGCUUGUGAACAGAGAUGGUCUUGAAGUCACUGAUGAUGUCUCUAUCGUGGAACACCUUAGACAUCCCGUAUACAUUACAGAAGGAUCUUACACGAACAUCAAGGUCACGACUCCUGAUGAUUUGUUACUUGCUGAGAGAAUUUUGAACUUGAAUUCUGAAGAAUCUUCAAAGUAGGCUUGUAUUUGGUUUUUGCAUUCUAUUGUUGCUCCAUUCUAUAUCUUUCAGAAUGAAAAGACAAUAUUUUCUUCUCUAAUUUUAAAGAUUUUGCUGCAUUUGAGGUCUGAUAAAAGACGAUAGCAGAUCUUGCAAUAAUAAUAUUCUAUUAGGCUCAUCUUCAAACCCAGAUGAAGAGUUUGUAAGCUGCACAGCCACCGCCAUAUUAUUUUAGGAGAAAAUGAGAUAAUGAUUUCUGCUGGUAUGAUUCUGUAUUAAAUGAUUGAAUCCAGAAAGAAUUUUGUAGAAAUUUUUAGUGAAUUAUGAGUCAAUUUUUCUUGCA